UCGCUUUACGGCAGAGAAGACGCGUCCACAUGGCUUCCAACUCGACCGGAGCCUGAGCUAAAAUCGCUAAUCGGAGUAGACUAAAACGACCUGAUUAAAACAAAACUCGCGGUUUAUGUAUAGGUAGCGUUAGGUCGUCAUGGGUAAAAGUAAAACCACGAAGUUUAAACGACCACAGUUCAACGCUGUCGGUCUGCCGGUGAAAGCCGUGCGGGAAGUGGACGGAGAGGAGGAAGACCACGGGGAGGAUUGCUCUCCCGCCGCGGAGCUGCUGGAAAAGCUGCAAAGCCCGAACGCAGACAUGCGUGAGUUUGCGUGUGCCAGCAUUUCCCGGGUGGUCCAGCAGAGCCAGACCAUCCCCGGUUUUCUACAGAGGGACGCUGUCCGGCGCCUGGGUCCCAUGCUGCUGGACAACAGCAUGGCUGUCAGGGAGACUGCAGCGGGGGCGCUCAGGAAUCUGAGUGCAUGUGGAAACCAGGAGGUGUGCGAGGACAUGGUGAAGGAAGACGUCAUGACUCCUCUGACAGCGCUGCUGACAGAGUGUUGUGCUGGUUUCGACGGCGCCGUGGUGACGAUGAAAGAACAGAAAAAUGCCGUGGAGGAUGUCGCCAAUGAGGCCGUCAACCUGCUGUGGAACUUAUGUGAAAGCAGCAGCCAGGCGCUGUCUGUCUUUAACAAAUCAGGUCUCCUGGAUGUUGUUGUUCAGUGUUUGGAGAGGCACCCACACAAUGUGGAGCUUGCUGUCUCAGCAGCUCACUGUUUGCACACUGUGACUGAGGACAACCCUGAACUGCUGUGCAGCCUGAAUACCGCCGUUUUUGGAGCCCUGGAGAGCGUGCUGCUGUCGUCUCAGCCAGGCAUGGCCGCCACUCUCCUCAGGACUUUAGCUGCAGGAACUCUGUGGAACAUGAAGGCCAGUCUUCCCGCCGCCCGCCAGGCUCAAACCCUCAACGCUGUGGUGGCCACCUUGUCUCGGUGCCUGGAUUUGGAUGCAGGAGUGCUGAUCCCUGAACUCAGAGCAUCAGAAGAGGCUUCUCACAAAUGUGCCUCCCCGGCUGCAACAAAGGCAGAGGAACCGGCAACUAGAGACCCAGCCGAGGAGGAGAUGAUUGAGGAAGAUGAGGCACUCAAAGAAAAAAGUAGAAAUGGAAAAGCGACGACUGCUGACAACGACUUCUCUGAUCUUCUUCCUAAGGGUAAGGAGGAGCUGAGGGAGGCAACGGCCUUGCUGACAGCCCAGCAAACGUCCUUGGAGAUCAUUGUCAACAUGUGCUGCUCUGACGAUCCCUCUGAUGACGAGUGGGAGGAGGAAUCCAGCAGCGACGAAAGCGACAUGGGUCCCGAUGGCCUUUGUGAUGGAGUGUCCAGUCUGAUGUCUCCACUGUGCUUGUCAGCUGAGGUUCAAGGGGCCUUGAUCCACCACAGCAUACCAGAAAAGGUGUUAAAAAAGACAGAGUUCCCCAGGCCGGAGGCCAUAGACGUGUGCCAGCAGAAUCCUUCCUGGAGAGGCGUUGCAAAGAGGAUGCGGCGGGUUCAGUCCCGGGCGCUGACCUGCCUCCACAGCAUCCUCUCCACCAUGGAUCCAGAGUCUCUGGGCGGUGCAGCCGGCCUGCAGGGAGCAGCACAGCACCUGUCCACGCUGGUCUUUGGCGCUGCAGAGAUUCCUAAGGAUGAGGAAUUCUUAGAGGCUGUCAUCAGUGCCAUGAGGUCUCUUUUGCAGAUGAUUGCCUCCAAAAGCAUCCCACAGUGUAUGACCCCCCAGCAGCUGAUGAGUCUUUGCGAAGCAGCUUCCCACUGUGAUGUUGUCAGUGUAAGGGUCAACGCCGUCGCCAUUCUGGGCAUCACUGGCAGCACAUUAGCCAAAGACAAGGGCACAGCAGAAACCCUGCAGAUGAUCGGAAACGCUUUACUUCAAGUUGCCACCAGGGAUUCUGACCUGGUUGUAAACGGAGAAGCCCUCGACGCCUUGUUUGACGUUUUUGCGGAUGGAGAAGAGGCAGAGACAGCUGCUAAAAGCAUCCAGUUAUUGCCUGCACUUAAAACACUUCAACCUGUCUUCAAGGCCAAGAUACGCAAAGAAGGUCGGGGUAAAUACAGCUCUCAGCAGCUGUGUGUGCUAGAUAACAUCAAAGUCAACCUGAGGAGAUUUAUCGGCUAUCUGGAGAAGGUGGUGAAAAAAUAAGAACUUUGUGUAUUUUAUGCGGUGAUCGUCUUGAGCGAGUUCCGACAGGUUAACCAGCAGCAGAGGAGAUGAGAGAAGAGAUUCAACUUCAUUGUCAUUUCUAAAGUUCAGAACGAGGCAACGAAAUGCCAGAAAACACACGACAUCGUACGAGAUCGUAUGGAUGUGAAACCACCAGUUAUUUAUGUCUAUUUUAUCCAAAAUAGCUUUUCUUUAUAUCAUGUGAAUGUUUGAAGUGAAAUUGAAGAGUUGAUAAAAGUGGGUGGGUCUUCUUACUUUUACUUACAAUUAUUUUUUUUCCAAAUGAAAUGUGAACACCUUUAUAUUAUAACAUCUAAAUAAAAGUUAGAUCAGGUGUUUGGAUCAGA
Messenger RNA from Oryzias melastigma (Indian medaka), 2550 nucleotides. RefSeq names its product HEAT repeat containing 3 (gene heatr3). The transcript is spliced from 15 exons. Gene Ontology annotation, biological process: protein import into nucleus; ribosomal large subunit biogenesis. The record is from RefSeq and is a predicted model, not a curated record. Lineage: Eukaryota; Metazoa; Chordata; Actinopteri; Beloniformes; Adrianichthyidae. Bases 140 to 2182 code for a protein of 680 amino acids.